AUGGAGAAAAUUUCUCAAUAUUUUGACGAAUUCAAGAAGAAUUUCCUUCCAUAUUUAAGAGAGAAUUUAAUUUGUAUAAUCAUUAUUACAAAUUCUUUUGCUGUCUUGGUCGGAAACAUUUUCGUUUGGAUUAUAAAAAGAAAUAACAUAGAGAGAGCUCUUGUAUAUAUUCUAGAGUUUUUUUUUAAUUCAAUGUUAGUGAUUACAUCUGGAAUUAUUACGGUUCGCAAUGAAUCAAAAAAUAUAAUGAUUGUUUUUUAUCUUAUUAGUUUAACUCUUUGUGUAUACUAUACUUAUAAUUUAAUUGCGGAUUCUAAAGUACUAACUUCACAAGAAAAAUAUGUUUCUGGAUAUAUUUUAGUUUUAAAAGAUGAACUGAAAGAUUUUAAGGAAUCAUAUAAAUUUAAAGAUGAUCUUGAUGAAUAUUACAAACGUUAA
Rhizophagus irregularis DAOM 181602=DAOM 197198 is the source of this 438-nucleotide messenger RNA. The record is from RefSeq and is a predicted model, not a curated record. Lineage: Eukaryota; Fungi; Glomeromycota; Glomeromycetes; Glomerales; Glomeraceae.